AUGGGCCUAGUGAAGCUGCCAAGAAUAGCACAAUAUUGGAGAAGAGACUGGGUAAUGAGUGGACCACCUGUAUUUUGCAAGGAAAUCAUGAGCAGAGACAGAUUUUUCAGCAUUCUGAAAUUCUUGCGGUUUUCACCUCCAGAAAAUGUGAAGAAAGAUGACCCACGAACAAGAAUUGAACCCUUCCUCUCAUUGCUCCGCGAGAAGUGCAAGGCAGUAAUUUCACCAGGCAAGCACGUGGCUGUCGAUGAGGCUUUAGUAAUUUGGAAUGGAAGAUUAGGGUUCCGCCAAUACAUCAAAACCAAGAGAGCCAAGUAUGGAAUCAAAGUGUUUGUGUUGUGCCCCUGUGACCCUAAUUGGCAAGGAUAUUCUUGGAAUUAUGAAGUAUAUUAUGGAAAAAACUUGUAUCAAUUGGAUGAUCCAAGAGUAAACAGCCUCUCAAAAUUUGAAAAAAUUGUUGUCUCUCUGAUGAGGCAGCUGCUUGAUGAGGGACGCCACAUUGUCACGGACAAGUGGUAUACAAGCCUAAGGCUGGCACACUACCUAGAGGAGAGAAACACCACCAUUACUGGUGUAGUGCGAAACGGAAAAGGACCACCAAAAGAUAUCGUCCAAUUCCCCCUAGAAAAACGACAGUCCAUUUUUGCAAGAAAGAGGAAUGUUCUGGUUGUAAGGUGGGAAGACAAGGAAAACAUCACAGUCUUGACCACGAAGUACAAUGCUAGUAUGGUGGAAAAGGAGAGGGAGUAUUUUUCCAACCGGAUAGUGUUCCGAAACAAACCUCUUCACAUUGAAAGAUACAAUAAAAAAAUGGGAAGUAUUGAUAAGGCUGACCAGCAUCUUGAGCCAUGUGACAUAAAUUAUAAGAGCUUCAUUUGGUUCAAGAAACUUGGAAUGCAUUUCAUUUUCAGAAGUGCCCUAAAUGCAUAUGUUGCAUGGAAAAACACAUCCAACAAGAAAACUGGUUUCAUUGAAUUCCUGGAGUCUGUUGUGAAGGAUCUUCUGCGGGAGUAUGACCAAGGAUCCAACAAAUUUUUAAAAGAGCAGGAAUCUCUCGCCUCCGAUACUCACCAGUUUAUUAGGUGGGAAAAAAUUGGUAAGCGGAAAAAAUGUAGGGUGUGUUAUCCAAAAAGAAGAGACACUGUCUAUUUCUGCCCAGCUUGUCCUGGGGAACCUGGAUUGUGUUCUAUGACACACUACAAUCAGUAUCACGGAAUAAAGAGUACAUCAAGCAGCAAGAUGACAGAAGAAGGCUCAGAAGGUCCAACAGUGACAGCAGGCAGUGACAACCCUUCUGAGCACAAUGAUGAGCCAACUCCAAGCACCAGUGAUGAUAGAGGAGAUGGAAGCAAAAAGAGGUGUAAAAAAGCAAGAAAAAACAAAAAUGUAAAGAGGAGGAAGCAGUAUCCUGAUGAGAGUGGUUUAUAA
Molecule: messenger RNA, 1428 nt
Organism: Portunus trituberculatus (swimming crab)
Lineage: Eukaryota; Metazoa; Arthropoda; Malacostraca; Decapoda; Portunidae
Product: piggyBac transposable element-derived protein 4-like
Exons: 1
Coding region: 1-1428 (475 amino acids)
Source: RefSeq, a predicted model, not a curated record